Molecule: messenger RNA, 12922 nt
Organism: Varanus komodoensis (Komodo dragon)
Lineage: Eukaryota; Metazoa; Chordata; Lepidosauria; Squamata; Varanidae
Gene: FREM3
Product: FRAS1 related extracellular matrix 3
Exons: 24
Coding region: 1-9591 (3196 amino acids)
Biological process (GO): cell communication
Cellular component (GO): membrane
Source: RefSeq, a predicted model, not a curated record
AUGGCCGAAGCGGCGAGACAGCUCCGCCGCUGCCGGGCGCUGAUAGGCGGCGCGCUGCUCCUCCUCUGCAGCCUGGCGGCGCCCGGGAACAGCCAGCAGCAGCCGCCGGACCCGGCCGAGCCGUCGCUCCUGCUCUCGCCGGCGGAGCCCGACGCGGGCGCGCUCGACGGCGGCGCAGCGGAGAUCCUGGUGGCCAACCGCGGGCUGCGCGUGCCCUUCGGCCGCUCCGUGUCGCUCGACCCGGCCCGGGACUUGGUGGUGCGCGUGCGGCCGGGCGAUAGGUGCGUCCUGACCGUGCUGGAGCGCGGGCCGCCCCCGGCGCCCCACCGCCCCGGCGCGCUCUCCCCGAAGCGCUUCCCCUGCGACUUCGGCCCCGGCGAGGUGACCUACACGCACUACGGCGCGCGCAGCCCCGGCCGCGACCGCCUCAGCCUCCAGCUGCGCUACGACGCGCCCGGCCGCACGCUCAUCGUGCCCUUCGCGCUGGAGGCCGAGGUGCUCUCGCAGCAGCUGCGCCUGCUCAGCCGCAACCUGCCCCUCGCCGUGGAGAAGCUGCGCGGCCUCAGCGCGCCCCUGGACGCCAAAGUGCUGGCCUUCGCCGAGGCGGCGGGGCAGGGCCACCCCCGGCGCUGCCGCCUCACCGCCCUGCCCCAUCCUCCGGGCAGCGGCAACCACCUGCCCGCCUACGGGCGCCUCGUGGACUCCCACGGGCGCCCCGUGCCGCCGGGCUACAGCAACGAGUGCAGCCGUUUCCUGGACGACGGCAUCCGCUAUGAGCACACGGCCAGCACGCCCUCGCCCAACCGCGACUACAUCCCCAUGCGGGUGGAGGUGCUGACGGAGGACGGUUCCCCCGAGAGCCACAGUGAGCAGGAGUAUUUCCAGGUGAUGGUUCGCAUCCGGCAAGGAGCGGAGAAUACUCCACCCAAGCCCAGUUUUGUGGCGUUGCUCAUGAUGGAGGUUGACCAGUUUGUGCUGACUGCCAUCACACCAGACAUGUUGGCUGCAGAGGACCUGGAGAGUCCUUCGGACCUGCUGCUGUUCAAUCUCACCUCGCCCUGGCCCAGCAUGGGUGGGCGGGAGAAGGCAGUGGGGGAUGAUCCCCGUUUUCAUGGUUACUUGAUAAGCACUGAUGACCCCAGCAGGCCACUCACUUCCUUCACUCAGCAAGAGGUGAGAGAGCUGAAGAUUGCCUACCAACCUCCCACAGUGGACUCUGACCAUGAGCGGCUCUUCCAACUCGAGAUGGAGGUGCUGGACCCUGAGGGUGCCUUAUCAGAGCCUUUUGCCUUUGUGGUGGUGGUGAAGCCUAUGAACACAUUGGCCCCGGUGGCUGUCUUUGAUCGAGUAGCCGGGCCACAGAUGAUGCUUUUUGAAGGUCAAUCACGGUCUCUCUCUGUAAAUCUUGAAAUCAGUGAUGAGGACAACCUGGAUGAAGUGAAGGUUUGGGUUACAAGAGGACUAAAACAUGGUGAACUCAGGGUUUUGGGUGCAUCACCUGGUCGCCAAUUUUUUACUGCAGCUGAGUUGGAGGCUGGACAGGUCGUCUAUCAGCACGAUGGCAGUGAGCACAGUUACAGUGAUAACAUUGUCUUUCGCAUGGGGGAUGGGCAACACCAAGUGGAGUUUCUUUACCCAAUCACUAUUGCCCCUGAUGAUGACCAGCCACCCCUCCUCAAUGCCAACACUGGCUUGCUCCUCAGUGAGCACCAGGUGGUGCAGAUCCCUCCCUUUGUCCUCAGUGCUACCGAUGUUGACUCUGAUGACUCAACCAUUCGAUUUGUACUCAAGGUGGCUGAAGGGUCUCCAGGUACAUCCACUCCUCACCAGCUUGGUAGGCUUCUGUUGCGUCAGCCAGAGAUUCCUUCGUCUUAUGAAAAGAAGGAGGAUGUGGAAGGGGAUCAGAGUGCUACAUCUUCCUGGCACUUUGUGGAGAGUGAAGGUGUGUAUGAAAAGGAGGUGACUGAAUGGCUGCAACAGGAUAUCUUGGAUGGGAAAUUGUUCUACAGGCACACAGGGCCCCACAGCACCACUCUAGUGAUGGAUCAGUUUGUAUUCUACCUCCAGGAUGAUAACGACCCACCAAAUCAAUCAGGAGAGCAGGUGUUCAUCAUUAAGAUCCAACCAGUGGAUAACCUGCCACCUGAACUGUACACAGGUACCACUUUGCAAAUGACUGUCCUUGAAUAUCAGGUCACCCACUUCAAAAAACGCUAUCUGCGCUACACUGAUUUGGACACUGAUGACAGGGAGCUGAAAUACACGGUGCUUAUACCACCAACUGACACUGAUGAAAACCACCCUGUGUUGGCUGGAGAGAUUGUCUUGACUGAUGACCCUUUGGUGUCCAUUACACACUUCACCCAAGCGCAAAUAAAUCAUCACAAAGUAGCCUAUAAGCCACCAGACCAAGAGCUUGGCAUCACCCCUAGAGUGGUGCAAUUCACCUACAGAGUUGAAGACACAGUGGGUAAUUUUGUGCUAGGCACCUUCACCCUCUUCCUGCAACCAGUGGAUAAUAAGCCCCCGCAGAUCACCAAUGCCGGUUUCACUGUGUUUGAGGGGGGCAGCUUCCUCCUCACCAGCGCUCAGCUGGAUGCCACUGAUAAGGAUACAGACCCUGACCGAAUUGUCUUCACCUUAAGUGAGGCACCUCAGCAUGGCCACCUGCGCUACCUGGAGGAAGGCUUGAUGAUACAGGGUGAAUCUUUUCUGUUAGAUGACAUUGCUAAUGGUCGCAUCUCCUACAGACAUAGCGGUGAUGAGUACACAAGUGAUUCCUUCCAGUUGGAAGUAAGUGAUGGAGUUCAUCAAGUGCCAAUCAUUGUUAGAAUUGCAGUUCAGCCUGUGGAUGAUGAGCGCCCCAGCAUCACUCUCCCUGGUAGUAAUGGACUUUUGGGAGCCUUUAUUGAUGUGCUGGAAAAUAGUGUCACUGAAAUAACUACUUCUCUUAUCCAGGGGACAGAUGAGGAUACUGAUGAGCUGGCAUUGACUUUUAUUGUGGAGGAUCCCCCCAAGCUGGGUGAAAUAUUAGUGGAUGGAGUGCCCUCUAAGAGAUUUACCCAGCAGGACCUCAUUAAUGGAGCAGUAGUCUAUGCUCAUGUGGGUGGAGAAAUUGGUUUGAAAAAGCUGUCUGAUUCUUUCAACCUUACUAUUUCAGACCUCUCCAGUGAGUGGGUGGUGGGAGGCAGCACAGUAGAAGGGGUGCGUGUGACUGUGACUAUUUUGCCCAUGGACAACAUUGCUCCUGAGGUUUUGGUGGGGGAAGAGCCAUUCACAGUUUAUGAGGGAGGGAAAAAUGUGCUAAGCUUACAACUGCUGGAUGUGGAAGAUGUAGAUACUCCCAAGGAUGACAUCCUAUGUACCAUCCUAAUACAGUCCACUUCUGGAUACCUGGAGAAUAUCUCUCCAGCUCCUGGAUCUGAAAAAUCCAGGGCUGGUACUGCCAUCAGUGCAUUCUCCAUCAAGGAUGUUCGCCUUGGACAUAUCAACUAUGUGCAGAGCAUCCAUAAGGGGGUAGAACCUUUGGAAGACAGAUUUACGUUCCACUGUUCUGAUGGUAUAAACUUCUCCCCACACCAUUUCUUUCCUAUUGUCAUUAUCCCAACCAAUGAUGAGAAACCUGAACUGUUUGUGCGAGAGUUUGUGGUACUGGAAGGGAUGAGCCUGGUGAUUGACACUCCUAUUCUUAAUGGUGCUGAUGCUGAUAUUCCCCCGGAUGAGUUGCGCUUCUUCAUAACUGUUCCUCCUAAGCAUGGGCAGAUUGUUAACCAGCUGGCCACUGGCAGUGUGUCCAUACACAAUUUUACUCUGGAAGAAAUCCGGGAGGCAUCUAGUAUUGUGUAUGAGCAUGAUGACUCAGAGACAAAAGAGGACACUUUCAAAAUUCAAUUGACUGAUGGCCUGCACACAGUGGAGCAAGAAGUGUUAAUUAUGGUCAUAUUGGUGGAUGAUGAAACACCUAGAAUGUCUAUCAACGAUGGAUUAGAAGUGGAGAUCGGUGAUUCCAAAAUUAUUACCAAUCAGGACCUCAAGGCCACUGAUAUCGAUUCAGAAGACAAAACCCUCACUUACAUUAUCCGUCUGUUACCCAGGCAUGGUCUUCUACAGCGCAUGAGUAAAGAGGGAGAGGUGCUAGGCAACAUUACUCUGGGCAUGAAUUUCACGCAAGAUGAUAUAGACCAGGGUUGCAUACGCUAUAUUCACACUGGCCAACAGGGUGUCCGUGACUUAGUUAAGUUUGAUGUCACAGAUGGCAUAAAUCCUUUGAUUGAUAGAUAUUUUUAUAUUACCAUCAGUGGUGUGGACAUGGUCUUUCCUGAAGUGAUCAAUAAAGGAGUGACUCUGAAAGAAGGUGGAAAAGUGACACUCACUACUGACCUCCUCAGUACAAGUGACAUUAACAGUCCUGAUGAGCAUCUCCGAUUCAGUAUCACCCGGGCCCCAAGCAGAGGUCAUUUGGAAAACUCUGAUAACCCUGGACUUCCAGUCACUACCUUCACACAGCUCCAGCUAGCUGGAAACAAGAUUUAUUACAUCCACACUGCAGAGGAUGAAGUGAAGAUGGAUAGCUUUGAGUUUGAAGUGACAGAUGGCUAUAAUCCAGUUUUCCGCACUUUCAGAAUUACCAUAACUGAUGUGGACAAUAAAAAACCAGUUUUAACCAUCCAUGACCUGACAGUUCUCGAAGGAGAAACCAAACUGAUCACCCCGUUUGAGCUAAAUGUAGAUGAUCGGGACACACCUGACCAUCUACUCCGCUUCAUAAUUACUCAAGUCCCUGUCCAUGGUCAGAUUAUUUACAACAACAGCUACUCUGUGACCAGCUUCACCAAACAAGAUUUAAAUGAGAACAUGAUCAACUAUAGACACGAUGGCACAGAAACUAGCCAUGAUAGCUUCUCUUUCACAGUUACUGAUGGAAUCCACUUGGACUUUUUUGUUUUUCCUGAUACCAUGCUUGAAACACAUCAUCCACAAAUGAUGAAGAUUCAUAUCAAUUCUCUGGACAAUGGUGUGCCACAGAUAGUCGUGAAUAAGGGUGCUCCAACCCUAAAAAAUAUCCCCACCGGGCACCUAGGUUUCUUAAUUACUAGCAAGUCUCUGAAGGCUGAAGACAGAGACAGUCCACACAAACUGCUAAAAUACAGACUCACAGAUGGACCAAGGCAUGGACUUCUCAUUAAUACUGGCCUAGGAAAUGGAAGCAUUAAAGCCUUUACACAAGCUGAUAUUGAUGACUUGAAGAUCUGUUAUGUCCUGAAGGAAGGUGAAAAUGCUACUAGUGAUAUCUUCUAUUUUUCAGUUGAAGACAGUGGAGGAAACAAAUUGAAGAGCCAGCCAUUCCGUUUAAACUGGGCUUGGAUUUCCCUGGAAAAAGAGUACUAUAUUGUAGAUGAGGAUUCAAGAACUCUGGAGGUAACUCUCAAGCGCAGAGGAUAUCUAGGGGAGACAUCAUUUGUUAGCAUUGGGACUAAAGAUGGGACAGCUGAAAAGGAUAAGGAUUUCAAAGGGAAAGCUCAGAAACAAGUUCAGUUCAACCCAGGUCAGACCGUAGCUACCUGGCGAGUGAGGGUAAUGGCAGAUAAUGAAUAUGAGGAAUCAGAGGUCUUCCAGAUUAUUUUGUCAGAUCCGGUUAUGGCUGCUCUGGAAUUUCCAGAAAGAGCAACAGUGGAAAUCGUGGAUCCUGGUGAUGAAUCAACUGUGUACAUUCCUGGAUCAGAAUACAGAAUAGAAGAAGAUGUUGGUGAGCUGCUAAUUCCUGUCAGGAGAUCUGGAGAUGUUACCCAUGAGUUAAUGGUCAUUUGUUCCACACAUCAUGGAACUGCCACUGGGACAAUUCCUUCCACUGUCUUGUCUUACUCUGACUAUAUCUCUCGCCCUGAAGACCAUACCAGUGUCAUUCGUUUUGAUAAGGAUGAGACAGAGAAAACCUGUCGUGUCAUCAUUAUUGAUGAUUCACUUUAUGAGGAAGAGGAAACUUUCAAUGUCACAUUAAGUAUGCCAAUGGGUGGUCAAGUUGGAACAGAAUUCCCUAGCACUAAAGUCAUCAUUUUAGCUGACACAGAUGAUGAACCUGCUUUCUACUUUGGUGACACUGAAUAUUAUGUCUCUGAGAGUGCUGGUUUUGUGGAAGUUCGUGUCUGGAGAACUGGAACAGACUUAUCCAAGGCAGCCACUGUCACUGUGCGUUCCAGGAAAACAGAACCAAUUUCUGCAGAAGCUGGAGUUGAUUAUGUUGGCAUCAGCCAAAACUUGGAUUUUGCUCCUGGUGUAAAUAUGCAGACCUUCCGUGUGACCAUUCUGGAUGAUCUGGGACAGCCUGUUCUUGAGGGACCAGAAAAGUUUGAACUUGUUCUUCGAAUGCCUAUGAAUGCAGUGCUUGGGGAACCAAGCAAAACUACCAUCUUUAUCAAUGAUACCAUCACGGACUUACCAAAAGUGCAAUUUAAGGAAUCACUAUACACAGUGAAUGAAAAAGAUGGGCAACUGACAGCUGUGAUUUACCGUAGUGGUGAUAUAAACCAUAAAUCUACAGUCCGCUGCUACACUCGCCAGGGCUCUGCCCAGGUUAUGAUGGACUAUGAGGAGAGACCAAACACAGAUGAUUCUGUAGUAGUAUUCCUCCCAGGAGAAAUUGAGAAGCCAUGUGUGGUCAUUUUGAAGGAUGAUGCCUCCUAUGAAGAGGAAGAAGAGUUCAGAUUAGUGCUUGGAACACCAAAAAGCACUUCUACAUUUGGUGCCUCCAUUGGGGAGCAAAAAGAAACUUUGGUGAAGAUUAAAGAUGAGGAAGACAAACCAGUGAUAAAGUUUUCUGAAAUCAAAUACAGCAUCCAAGAACCUCAAGAGCCUGGUGAGAUUGCAGUUGUAAAAAUCCCUGUUUUACGUUUGGGGGACAGUUCCAAAGUUUCCAUUGUGAGAAUCCAUACUAAAGAUGGUUCAGCUACCUCUGGAGAAGACUAUAAUCCAAUGUCUAAUGAUAUUGAAUUUAAAGAAGGGGAAACAAAGCACUUCAUUGAGGUUGAAGUUUUGUAUGAUGGAGUGAGAGAAAUGCGUGAAGCAUUUACAGUUCAUUUGAAACCUGAUGAAAAUAUGAUAGCUGAAACUCUGAUGAGCAAAGCCAUCGUGUACAUUGAAGAAAUGGACAGUGUGGCAGAUGUGACUUUUCCAGCUGUGCCCCAGGUUGUAUCUCUCCUGCUGUACGAUGACACCACUAAAAGCAAAGUGAACCCCCAGCCUCCCACUGGCUACCCUAUUGUGUGUGUAACGGCGUGCAACCCCAAAUAUUCCGACUAUGACAAGACUGGAUCUAUUUGUGCUGCUGAAAACAUAAAUGACACGUUGACCUUGUACCGUUGGCUUGUCAGUGCCCCAAGUGGCACUGACGGUGUUACCAGUCCCAUGCGCGAAGUGGACUCCAACACUUUCUUCACCAGCACCAAGUCAAUUGCCUUGGAUUCCAUCUACUUCCAGGCUGGCUCAAGGGUGCAGUGUGCUGCUCGGGCUGUCAAUGCCAAUGGGGAUGUUGGUUUAGAAUUGCUAAGUUCUAUUUAUACAAUAAACCAGGAAGAAGGCUUGUGCCAGCCACGCAUUCCAGGGACAGUAGGAGCAGAGCCUUUCUCAGCCAAAUUACGUUAUACAGGUCCUGAUGAUCCUGACUAUCCCAAUCUGGUCAAAGUGACAGUUAGAAUGCCCCAUAUGGAUGGGAUGCUGCCAGUUCUUUCAACCAGACCCUUGUCCAACUUUGAACUGACACUUAGUCCUGAUGGUACUCGUGUAGGCAACCACAAAUGCUCCAACCUCUUGGAUUAUAAUGAGAUUGAGACAAAAUAUGGAUUCAUCACUGAUGACAUCAAGAACCCAGAAGUGAUGGGAGAAACAUCACCUUACCAGUAUAGCAGCCCUGUGCGGACUGCAAAGACCUUGCGUUUCUACCGUAAUCUCAACCUGGAGGCCUGCCUGUGGGAAUUUUACAGCUACUAUGACAUGUCAGAACUGCUGACGGACUGCAGCGGUUCCAUUGGCACAGAUGGACAGGUGUUAAAUCUGGUUCAGUCGUAUGUGACUCUGCGAGUGCCCCUCUUUGUCUCCUAUGUCUUCCAUUCGCCAGCUGCUGUUGGAGGCUGGCAGCACUUUGAUUUGCAGUCUGAACUGAAGCUCACCUUUGUGUACGAUACGGCCAUCCUCUGGAAGGAUGGCAUCGGAAGCCCACCAGAAGCCGAGCUCCAAGGCUCCCUCUACCCAACCAGCAUGCAGAUCAAUGAUGAAGGUCGGCUCGUGGUCUAUUUCAGGACAGAGAUUCGAUUCAGGGGGCAAUUUGUAAUGUCUCAUCCAGGUACUUCUCUGUCAUCCAUGGUGAUGUCUGCUGAUCACCCUGAUCUCACAUUCACACUGAGCCUUUCUCAAAGUGAGCAAACUUUCCACCAGCCCAUGCAACAAUGGAAAUUUGUCUCAGAUUUUGCUGUACGUGACUAUUCUGGUACUUACACUGUGAAACUUAUCCCUUGUAUUGCCGCACCCAGCCAAGAAUAUACCCAGCCUGUCAUCUGUAGCCCACGGGAGCCAAUCACCUUUGAUCUAGAUAUCAGGUUCCAGCAGGUCAGUGAUCCUGUAGCAGCAGAAUUUAAUUUGAACACCCGCAUGUUUCUGCUGUCCAGGAAAGACCUGUGGCUGUCUGAUGGCUCCAUGGAAUUUGGAGAAGGAACUGAUGUUGCAUUCAUAGAAGGCUCCGAAAUUUAUGGCCGGAUCAUGGUGGAUCCUGUUCAGAAUUUAGGGGAGUCCUUCCUCUGUAACAUUGAAAAGGUGUUUUUAUGCACUGGGUCUGAUGGGUAUGUCCCCAAGUACAAUCCGGAUAACAAAGAAUAUGGUUGCCUAGCUGAUUCUCCUUCCUUGCUGUACAGAUUCAAGAUUUUGGAUAAAGCUCAACCAGAUACGCAGACAACAGUGUUUGGAAAUUUGGCUUUCCAUGCCAAGCUAGCAGCAGAUCACGUUGAUGGUUACCCUUUGGUAAAGCAGCCUGGUUCUGAUGGAUUCAGCCUGUUGUCAACUCCACUAUUCCAGGUCGCAGCAGGUCGAGAGUGGUACAUCCAUGCUAUUUACAUGGUUCGUUCACGUGAGAAUGCCCACAGGGGCCUAGGAAAGAGGAGUCUUGAGUACUACCAAGUUUUAUCUUCAUUAAAUGGAAUCCCUAAUGCUACCCAUUUGGAGCGUACUCGGAGAGCUAUCACAGAUACUCCAGCUCUUGCACAAGAUAUUGGUGCAGAUAAGAAUAGAGGUACCAACAUUCAGCAUAUAGCUCUUGACCGGUCUAACAAAAUUAUUAUCAAGCAAAAAGAUCGCUCUGUAGCUGGUAAACCUUAUGAGAAGCCAAGUUUGGAAAUAACUGGAAGUGAUGUGGAAGAAAGGAUUGUACCCAUUGUUGGAGGUGCAGCAGGGCUGCUGCUUCUGAUCUGUACUGUUUUGAUUGUUGCCUUCCUUCUGAAGCGGAAAGGACAUUCUGCUGGUGGGAAAACAAAGUCAUGCAUCAACUAUUCCAACACUAAGGAAACUGUCACCACACAGCACAGCAGCAGCGACAGCUCUGAAGUCUAAAUGCAUUACAGAGGUGAGGGUUAUCCUUUGAAGAUUGUUCAUUUCGUCAAUGUAAACCGCAGUAUUUGGUGGCUGUUUUCAUGCAGACUUGGAACUGGCCACUGCAGUUUUAAUGCUAGGUUGUUUCUGAUUCCAGCAUAUGAAAAGUGUGGCAAAUAAGAUGAAGUGUAUAGAAGUAUGAGUGACUUAUUUAUAACUUUUCCUAUCCCUAGAACACAGGAUAAACUCCCAGAAUAGAAUGCUCAUUAAACCUAGCAUUUUUUCCAAAUGGUGCUCAAAUAUUAGCAGCUAUAAAUGUGCCUUAUCUACAAUCAUGAAAGCCUGGUGCUCUUCAAAGGGAUAUUGAUUUCCUUCUCGUUCAACUUGUACAGUGUUUAGAGUUAUAUACCCUUCUUUUACAUAGAAAGGUGGGGGUGGGAUUGAGAAGGGUUCAGAUUUUAACUAGAUUGAGUAGAGGUAAAGUAUCUGUAAUUAAAUCUCCAAGUAGAAUUGUUCUGUCUGUGUGGAUGAGAGAAAUACUGCAUUGGAAAAAAACUAUGCUUAUUUAAAAAUGGUAUUUCUUGAGCGUUUUAAUCUACAGGUAUUAUAAAUAUACCUUAAUAUGAGAUCCUAAAGCUGAGGUGUAUUUAAUACUGUAUUGUGCCUUUCACGAUAAACCUAAGUCAUUAUUAUAAGAUGGCCCUUCCUUUUGUCUGCCUCAAGUUUGUGAAGUGUCAGUUACUGCUAUUCCAGAUUGGUUAAAGGAGCUUGACAAAUAUUCUUAAGAUACUGUGCAUAAUUUAAGACAUUAACUUCCUGUGAUUUCUUUCCUGGUCCAUUGACCAUUCAGUUAGUACAAAACAAUUGUUGUCUAGCAGCAACCAUAUUCAAGUUCAAGAUCUAUAUCCAUAUUCAAGAUCUAUGCUAAUCAAGCUGUUUCGCUGAUGUAGCUGUUUAUACAGAAAAAAAAAAUACAGAACAUUUGUUUUACAUGCAGUUUUUGUAAUUUCCCAUCUCUUACUGUUUCUACCUAGCAGUCUAAAAUAUGUUUUGGAUUAUAACAAAAUUAUUUCUUCUCACAGAAAUAUCAAAUUAACUGUUUUAGCAGAAUUGUAUGCAGUUUACUCAGUCUCUGAUUUCAGUGGGACUUACUUCUUAGUAUGGCAGCUUAGUCAUUAACUGGUUAUAGAAUAAGCUUUGGAAAACCUUUUGACCAUCAGAUACAGGUAUCCCUGAUUGGACAAUGCAAAGUUUUUGUAUGUUAAAGUUUUUUAAUAGAAUUGCCAGGCAUAAUCUUAGAAAAAUCAUUUCCCUCCUCUGACAUGAGAAAACACCUUUAUAUUAUCACAGAGAUACCAAACUACUAUCUAUAUGAAUUAAAAUUCAGGCAAUUUGACAAAUUCAACUUGAUUUUUAAUUUAAUCAACUGAAAGCCCUGAUUAAUGUUCAUAGUUACUGCUGGAUUUAAAAAUCUGUGUGUGGCAAUGAAAAGGGACAGUUGCUUAGUCCUGUCAAUUAAAAAAAUCUACCUGCUGCUAGCCAGAAAGAGGGACACUCACUAUGGCGGACUACUAGCUAGUCCCUGAAGUUGCAAGCCCACAACUAUUUUACUGUGGGAACUAUACUCACAUUUUAGUAAUUUGUAAGUAUAUUAUUUAUCUACAAAACUGCGGCAAGCCUUCUGUUAGCAACAAGCAGAGAAGGGGCAGUAGGUGUUGAGGACUGGCUUACUUUUGUUCUGUACUCCUAGACAGAAUAUCCCUUGUCGAAUAUUACAUAUACAUAAGUCUGCAGCUGCUUUUACUUACAAGGGUGUGGUGUUGCUACCAGGUUAAGGCUGCAAUUCUGUAUCAACUCACCUGGGAGUAAGCCCCAUGCAACUCAGCAAGACUUUCUUUCAAGUAAAUGUGCAUGAUGUGCAUUUUAAAGAAAAGUUCUGCCCAGACUAGGAUACUCCUACUCCCAUAGUGCCAUAGAACACGAGGCCUUUUAAUCCAGUGAGCUUUACCAACCAAGUUCAUGUAUUAGUAAUCUUUUUGUAGUAGCUGAAGACAUAAAAGGGUCUAAAUACAAGCAUUCCUUUAUUACCUCUCCUAAUGUGUGAUCCUUUCCUUGUUAAAGAGCUGUUUCCUGCAGUUUAUGGAAUGCGAGGUGCCGUAAAACAUACUUUAUACAUUGCUGUAUAUUUCUGCAAUAGGCUAAUGUCAUUUGUUUCACAAUACAAGCAAAGGAAGUUGAAAGCACAAGUUGAGCACUGAAAUGUUAUCUUUGAAAUGUACUGUACUAUACUGAUCAUGUUCUAUGAUAAUUGUGACCUUGUAGUUUGUGAUAUUGCCAAAACAUGUUGAGAGUUAUUUUAUAAAACUGUUCUCUUUCAUACUUAUCUGCACUUUUUCAUUAGAUUCCAGACACCAUGUUUUAGGGAUGAAUAGUAACCUUGUCACUACAAGCCAAAAGUAAGAGUGUAUAUUUUUACUUGCAUAUUGUCAAAUGUGGACAAAUUAAAGUUGAGAUACCUGUCUAUAAAUGGUGAUUAAGUAACCCAUGACGCAUAUAACUGUUACUGAGGAAAAAGCUUAAACAAAAUUUAGCACUCAUUACUAGAUCAUGGGGAUCCUGCCUUUGAGAUGAUUUUAUGCUGGCUUGGUUUCUUUGACAUAUUUUUAUGGCCAAUAUAGUUUAACAAGUAGUGCCAGUAAACCUGGAGUCUGCGCUGUCUGUGCCACAAUCCACAAUAGUAACCAUGUUAUGGAUGCUAAGCAUUUGGUAGAGGAUUAUUUCCCAACAGGAAAAGUGUGAAGUAGGCAAGUGUGCUUCACUGGAGCAGAAUUGAGUGGCCAAGAAUGCUUAUCACAAAAUGUGAAAUGCAUUAGCAGCAAGAGUCAGUGACUACGUUGGGCUAUAUUAAACACAGUUGUUCUGUGAAUGAGGCACAGGCUUAUGCAGUCUAACACCCAUUCUAAGUAAAAAGCGUUCUAAGCAAAAAGCACCCUUUUGCUUAGAACGCUUCAGCAUUUCAUCAAGUUGGAGUGAAAAUGGUUUAAUAAAGUGAGUAAGGCUCAUGAAGUAAGGUCAAAACUGCAGUUUUCCAAUGUUGCUAAAUGUCAUUAGUUUAAAAGGGAUGCAGAUUUUUCUAAACUGACAGCUAAACCAGAGAUAGGAACAGUGAGCAUGCCCAGGUUCAUUCAUAAUGAUAAAUCAGAGAUUAUUUUAUGUCCCUAUACAACCAAGGUAUAUAAUCCCAAAGAACUAAGCCUGCUUCUGAGUGUGGUUAUAAAAGAAGCAGAUAUCAAUCCUUGUACUGUUUCCACUGUAGAGCCAUCAAUUUUCUACAAUACAUAUGCAACUUUAC